Molecule: messenger RNA, 513 nt
Organism: Rotaria socialis
Lineage: Eukaryota; Metazoa; Rotifera; Eurotatoria; Philodinida; Philodinidae
Source: the annotation of a GenBank genome assembly
AUGCAACAAGAACAUAUAUCUAAAUUAGAUACAAAUUUACUAGCAUCCUCAUUUGAUGAGGAACAUGUUGAAACAUUGUUGAAAUUGUGUGAUGAAUUACAGCCGAAUUUAAUAUUGACAACUGGUGGAACGGGCAUCGAUUCCGAUGAUAUGACACGAGAAGUAUGUGGCGAGUUAAGUUAUUACAAAGAAAAUCUCUGGCCUAACACAGACAAUGGUUGUGAAGUCAUUAGCAAUUGCUCAUAUGGUUACGCUGUUGAGGUUCUGUAUAGAGAUACUGACGAUGAUAUUCAAAUGAGUGAAUUUGCUUUACAAAAGAACGUUCCUUUGGGACUUGCUGACCUAGGUUUACUUGCUACAGUUGAACCACAAACAAUACAUGUUUAUGAUAAACUAUGUGUAGUCGUUCUUUCAACUGAUAACAGGGAAAUUCGUGAUAGUAAUAAAAUCAUGUUUAUGAGGGUAUUAAAAUGUACAACAUACUAUUUACUCUCAGUGUGGCAUUAUUUAUAA